UUUGUUUUGCUUACUCAUCACACGAAAAACAACUUGUGCUCGACGGUUGUGCCGCGAUACAUACACGCCAUCAAAGGCUAACCGGUUGUUAAGUGAAUAAUACCACACACAUACACACACAGAAAAAACGCGGGGUACACAGUGACAUUCAGUGGCGAGGGAUGCAGGAGUUGACCCUAACAUUAACCAACGUCGUCGGAUCAGCAUCAGCGGUUAAUUGACGACGAUCGAAUGAGUGAGAUCUGCGUCGUGGCUCCUUUGCCGAAGAUCGGCAUGGAUUUUUCCAUGAAAGUGACUGCAGAGACGGGCCAUCCUGAUCAUCAGCACCAAGACGACGGCGACACCUCCAUCGAGAGCCAAGCGGACGUUGCAUCAGCGACGGUUGCCGAUCGACAACUGCAGCAGCAGCCAGGGACCCCUGGCGCCAGUUACACCUGUCCAGCCUGCCCGGUCGUCCUGACGAGCCCACGCGAACUGACAAACCACCUGCGAGGCCACAACUCGCCCCGGCACACGGGAGGUGUUGGCACGACCUCGGACGGCGGCAGCGGGGCCGAGGACGCGGAUUACGUCUGCGGCGUCUGCCAGAAGCAGCUGAGCUCGGCCAGCUCGCUCGACCGGCACGUGCUCGUCCACUCGGGCGAGAGGCCCUUCCGGUGCGUCCACUGCGACAUGUCGUUCACUACCAACGGCAACAUGAACCGGCACGUGAGAACGGCCCACGGCUCCUUGUCCCCCGGCUGCCACAGUUGGACCGACUCCGAGGGCGGAAGAGCCGGCGGCAACGCCCACAGCGACGACAGCGGCAACGAGAGGCCCCCGUUCAACGGCAGUUCCUCGUCGACGAGCGUCAUGGACGCGUACAAUAACAACGAGACCAAGGAACGGCUCAGCAAGCGCAAGCGCUACGACAAUUACGAGGAGCCAAGGGAACGGGCUCGCCCUCGGGAUACCAUAGAGGUCGACGAUGACGAGGAGGAGGAUGAGGAGGAGGAGGAUGAUGGGCUGGACCGGACACCGAGUAGCGGUAAACGCAAGCUGCACUCGUACUACAAUGGGCCUGAUGCUCCUCUUGGUGCUUCGCCGUCAUGCAACACGGUCGUGGGUUUCGGGGACCUCGUCCACCUGGACAUUACCUCGAGAAACUUUCCGGUUAUUGCGCGCUAUGAGUGCGAGAAGACGCUACACAGGCCGGUCUCCGGCGAACUCGCCAGGUACCUCUGUCCCAAGUGUCCCAGGGCGUUUCCGUGCCAGUCGGCGCUCGACGAUCACGUGAUCGAUUGCCUCGCGUCGACCACGUCACCGGACAAACGGCUCUACGGUGUUCACUGUAGAACUCCGACUGCCACGGCAGCUACUACCGCCCACAACAACGGCUACGGUAACAUCGCUGCUACCGGGCAGGAGGACUUUUUCGCCAUGCUGAACUUGCAAAACAAGUCCGCGAACGCGGCUACGGGUACGGUUGGCGUUGCUGAGAGCAACAACAACAACAAGAACAACAACAACAAUUGCCAAGGAGAGCUGGCCGACAUCCAGAGCAUACUGAACGUGACGGCGCACACCUCGAGUAUGCUGCAGCUGCGCGCAAAAGCCGGGACGCCCGACAAUUGUCCGGUGAGGCAGCGAGGAUCGUCCCAGGCUUCGGGCUCCUCGGGCUCGUCAAGCACGCCCCAAUCCAACAACGACCAUGGCAACGAGGAGGAGGAUCAGGACGUCUUUGCCGCCGAGUUUCGCAAAAUGAAGCUCAAGGGUGAGUUUCCCUGCCGGCUGUGCAACAGUAUAUACCCGAAUUUGCGGGCCCUCAAGGGCCACAGCCGAAUUCACGUCAACACGAUACCCGGCAAGCCGUUCCCGUGCAACAUAUGCACGUACGAUUGCGUCGACAAGAACGCCCUGAUGAAGCACAUGAAGUCUCACAACGGACCGAGACCGUAUCAGUGCUCGAUGUGCAACUACUCGUUCACGACAAAGGCCAAUUGCGAGAGGCACGUGAGGAACAGGCAUGGCAAGUUGAACCGCGAGGAGGUCAAGAGCGUGCUCAUCUACCACCCGAGCGAGGACUCGGCCAACGACCAGGUCGACUCGAUGACUACGACCUCUUACUCGCCUCGCGCGGCAGACGCUGUUCCCCGGGACGAGGUGCGCAAGGUCCUCGAGUACCAAAACGACGUUCGCGAUCAGCCGCAACAGAUCCAACAGCCAGUGCUGAUGACGGGGGUGCAGCUGUCGCAGCGUCAGCCCUCUGUCGUGCACCUGCAACACGAGAGCCGGUACAGUGGCGUUGACGUCUUUCAAAGGCCACCGAGCAUACAUCGGCCCUUUGAGCUUACCUAUAGAGUCGAUGAGCUGUUGCAGCGCCAAAAUAACCAGCCGAACGACGCCGAUGUCGACGACGACGAGGACAAUGACAACGGCGAUAACGACGACGAAGAAGACGACGAUGCGUAUGCUACGGAUUCGGACGGCAGUUCUUCAUCUCUAGUCAACCAAGCGAGCAAACGCGACUCUGGGAGCUCUCCGCUGCUCGAGAACAUCUCCGCCGAGCCCCUCGACCUUACGGUAGAUCUUACCGUCUUGGAUCUUAGCAAAAAGAGCUCCUCUAACUUGACCAAGUGGCAGAAAGAUUGCACCGACAGCAGCAACAACACUAGCGUUAAAAUCGAAGACAACAACAACACCACUACCGUGAGCGUCAAGCAGCGGCAACAGCAGCAGCGCCACGAGGACAACAUUUACAACUCUCAGAAACAGCAGCAGCAGCAGGAGAUGCUGCUCGCCCAGGCGUACAUGAAGGCAAACCAGAUGACGGCCCAGCCGGCCAUGCUCGAGAGCCUCUACCCGGGAGCGCAGCUGACCUACCCGAGCACUUUUGCUGGCUUUCCAAACGCUGGUAGCCUCCUGCAGCCGUUUGGGGGGCUCUUUAACCCCCAUCACCACCAGCUGUUUGCCGGCAACACACCGGACAUGACGAUCAACGGACCCCUCUACAAGGAGCUAGUGCGUGGCUUACGUACCAGCGGGGGUAGCCUCGUCGAGGCCCCGGCCACGAGCAGCAGCGGCAGCUAUCCACCCUCUUCGGUGAACCAAGCGACAACUGUAACUGUCGUUCCAUCGGCCGGUCCGAGUCCCACGGGUAGUAACAGCAGCAAGUCCACCAUGACCAAUUGCAAGGCAUCGACCGCCUCAAUGGCCACGACGAAGCUGAUCAUGAAGAACGGAGUACUCAUGCAGAAGCAAAAACAGCGACGUUACCGUACAGAGCGGCCAUUUAGGUGCGAACACUGCGGACAUGGGUUCACGUUGCGCAGCAACAUGGAGCGACACGUCAAGCAGCAACACCCCCAGUACUGGUCCCAAAAGCCAAGAGGCACAAACUCGACUCGCGGCAGACCACCGGCGAGUCACCAACGCCACCCGCCCACUCUGCUGCAGAGCUUGAAGCAGCCGGCUCCGCGGCAACUGUACCAGCCGUACCCAACCGUUGCCCAUCAGAUAGAGCAGCAGGCGUCGGAUAGCCUGGACGUCCUGGAGAGACAUUCGACCAUUUCCGAGCAAGUAAAAUUUGCCAUCCUCGCGCAGCAUCAAAAGGCCCACAGUAACGCCAUAAAGGCCGGGGAAAACGACACCACUGAGCAACAGCUCGUGAUCGACGAAGAACACGCAAACGAUCUGCGCACGAGCAGCAAAGCCAUGAGUCUACUUAGAGACAAGCUCGAAGCCAGGUUCGAGCCCCAUGAGAAACAGAUCAACAACAGCUGUAUCAAGCAGGAGAAUCGACAAGAAAAGCCUGAAGAUAAUGAUGUGGACGGCGACAACGAGGGGGACGAAGAGGAGGACGAGGACGAAGUCGGCGAGGUCGGAAAUUGCGCCAAGCGACAAGUCAUAGAUCCGAUGACGAUCGUCAAGACGGAAAUCCAGGCGGUCGCUUGCAAGAAUGAGAACGGGAGUAGCGAAGGCAACGAGGAUCUGUCUAGUAUCUCCGUGAUGCUGAACAAUGCGUCCCACAAUUACCAGCAGAACUUUCACGCGCAAUACAUGAGCGAGGAGGAGGGCCUCGUCGCCCCGCUCAGCGACCACUCGGGCAGCGACUCGGUCAACUCGCUUACAGCCACGCCUACCUUCAAGAAGAAGAAGAUGAAGAAGAAGAAGAAGAAAUCCGCCUACUCGCUGGCCCCGAACCGAGUCAAGUGCCCGUACUGUCAGAGACCCUUCCCCUGGGCCUCCUCUCUGAAUCGUCAUAUUCUGACACACACCGGACAGAAGCCCUACGAGUGCCGCUUCUGUCCCCUGUUCUUCACUACCAAAUCCAACUGUGACCGCCACCUGCUUAGGAAACACAAGAAGCAGGCCACCGAGACUGGGCUCACGCGGGCGGCCAGCGUCUCGUCGCCCGAGCUGCCGCAGGAAUCUUCACCCCCCGUUGACGGCGCUGCUACCAACAACGAACUCACCAACAACAACAGCAGUCAACAAUCCAGUCAACAAGAACAGGUUGUUGUCGUCAACGGAGCCAACGCGUGCGUUACAGCCGCAACCGCAGUUGCCGCCGUUGCUACAAUCAACAACAGCCAGUUCGCCAUGAGGAACGUACCCGAGCGGCCCUACAAAUGCAAAAAGUGUCCCAGUUCGACCUUCUCGACCUUGGACAACCUCAUGAAGCACAAAUCGACGAAGCACGCGGCCAACUCGGCGACAAAUUCUGGCUCAGAAUCGGCAGUAUCGACCGAGCCCCAGCACAGCCCUCAGGACUGCUCUUCAUCGCAGAAGAGCCAGCAGCAACAGGACUCGUGCUGCGAUGAACUCAAAAACAAUCAGAGCGGCUCCGAGAGCCAAUCGUCCGGCGUCUCGGAGACAGCGAUCACAGUCAACAACAACAACAACAACAACGAGAUCAACAGCAUUUCAGCAACAAAGUCCGCUGUUCCCACCAAAAAGACGUCGCCAAGAGCGUCACCGGGUCUGCCGACCAGCGAGACGCCCUUCAAGUGCCACGUAUACAUGUGCGACAGCGGUUUCGCCGACAGACAGGACUGCCUCGACCAUCUAAAAAACUGUCACGAGGAGGCGUACACUAGGCUCGUCGACAGGGGCGCUCUCGAAAAGGAUUACGACGGCAACGACCAGAGCGACGUCGAGGAGACCGCCAGUGCCACAAGACGCGUGCGAGUCGCCGAUUACGCCAAUAGAAAAGUGAUAUGCGCCUUCUGCAUGCGGCGCUUCUGGUCGGCCGAGGAUCUGCGCCGUCACAUGAGGACCCAUACGGGCGAGCGCCCGUACUUCUGCGACGUGUGCGCGCAACGCUUCACCCUGAAGCACAGUAUGCUGCGCCACCGGAAGAAACAUGAUUCGCCCGACUCGGCGAUGUACGUGGGUACGAGCGGCGACGAGGACAGCGCACCCGUCUCGUCCCAGCCGUCCACGGUAGCGCAGCGCCCGUGCCAUCAGCAAGUGAUCAAUUCGUCGUCGACAUCGCUGCCACAGAUGGCGGGCGUGGCCAUGCUGACCUGCGUCGACGCUAGCGAGAAUAACGGCCACAGCGAUCUGAUCUCGAAUCUGCUGGGUAUUGGAGGUAACGUGGUUGACAAGGCCCUGCAAUUGUCCCCCGACGAUGCCGCUAAGCUGCUGGGGAUCAAGGCGAAUCAGGAAUGAGGAUUGCUCAAGCGCAAGCAAGUCUGCGUCCGUGUAAAUUGAGUUUUGUAAAUAUAUAUUUUGAUGAUGUUGAACAUUUGGUGUGGAUUUGGUAUACAAUGUCACACGUUACACAAUAAUGUUAACGUAAUUACAUUAGACUGGUAGAAUUAUCGAAGUCGCACCCCCGAUCACUCAAC
Molecule: messenger RNA, 5831 nt
Organism: Copidosoma floridanum
Lineage: Eukaryota; Metazoa; Arthropoda; Insecta; Hymenoptera; Encyrtidae
Biological process (GO): regulation of transcription by RNA polymerase II
Cellular component (GO): nucleus
Molecular function (GO): RNA polymerase II cis-regulatory region sequence-specific DNA binding; DNA-binding transcription activator activity, RNA polymerase II-specific
Source: RefSeq, a predicted model, not a curated record